AAUCCCUCUUUUACCUUCUACUUUUGAUCAAAACUUCUCAUGCCUUAACAGCCCUUGCUUCAAAUUGUAAAGGUUGGUCUUCGAUUUGUCGUCGUGCGCGCAUGGAAAUCGAGAUCAAAUCGGUCCUGCUUUACCCAUCUCUCCCGAUUUUGCCACCGGAACUGCUUGCUUUAGGGGAGAGGAUGGGCAAUGUCAGCACCGGUUUGUCUGAAGAUGCCAUCACAAAAUGCUUGACAGAGAUAGUAUACUGCUCUUCUGACCCAAUACAAGAAGAUAAUCAUGAGCAAGAUAGCUCCACAAUAUGCCUGGACGCACACAAAGAUAGAGAGACCAUCUUGGGAGAUUGAACUGCAAACAACUUUUCCACUCCAGCUGUAUCGCGAAAUGGUUGCUGAGCAAGAACAUCUGUCCCGUAUGCAUAACCUCUGCCUUGGAAGAAAACUUUAAAUGACAAAUAAACAUCUAAAUUCUGUGGAAAUAUUUUUCAAGGAAGGUCAUUAUGCUAAUUUGUAGACACACUUUAGCUGCUAGACACAAUAUGCUUAUAGCUUCAGACAAAUUGAUUCAUUCA
Molecule: messenger RNA, 571 nt
Organism: Musa acuminata subsp. malaccensis (wild Malaysian banana)
Lineage: Eukaryota; Viridiplantae; Streptophyta; Magnoliopsida; Zingiberales; Musaceae
Source: RefSeq, a predicted model, not a curated record